Messenger RNA from Mastomys coucha (southern multimammate mouse), 3572 nucleotides. RefSeq names its product modulator of VRAC current 1 (gene Mlc1). Gene Ontology annotation, biological process: regulation of response to osmotic stress. The record is from RefSeq and is a predicted model, not a curated record. Gene Ontology annotation, cellular component: cytoplasmic vesicle; endoplasmic reticulum; plasma membrane. Bases 1202 to 2422 code for a protein of 406 amino acids. Lineage: Eukaryota; Metazoa; Chordata; Mammalia; Rodentia; Muridae. The transcript is spliced from 13 exons.
AGUUCCACGUGCAGGUGACAAGAGGCCUAGCAUGCGCAGUGGCUGGAAGAGAGGGUGGAGCUUUGUGCCCGAUGAAUGCAGCAUGAAGCUAGGGCGGGCGAUUCUGCUCAAUCCACUUAAGUAAAAAGAUAAAGAAUUUCACUACCAAGUGUGACCUUAGGAGCAGUUUCGUAGGAUGUUCCCUUUAUUCCAAUAUUCCUAACAUUAACAGUUUUACUUUUUUUUUUUUUUUUUUGAGAAUAGACACUAUAUACCUAGGCUAUGAACUCACGAUGUAGCCAAAGAUGCUCUGCCAUUCCUGAUCCUGCGCCUCAAUCUCCCAAGUUCAGAGGUUACAGGCCUGUGCUACCACAGUGCUUUUGGCUGUGCUAGAGGUCCAAAGACCGGCAUGCUUAAUAUUCCCUCAACAGAACUACACCCAAACAUGUGAAGUUUGGUUUUGCUUGCUUGUUGUUUUUAAGUAAGCAUUUAUAGAUUUCUCUUUAAAUUUUGGUUAAGGUGCAUCCUAUACAAUUUGAAUUGCAAUCUUACUUUUGUCUUGUGGUUUGAGUUUUAUUUUGCUGUUUCCCCACCCCAACCCCCACAGGCAUGCUGUCAGUAUAUGACUAUUUAGAGAGUUUCUGCUACUAACGUAAUUUAAUUAGUCUUAGAGAGUAAAAUUUGGAUGAGUUCUGUUUUUAAAACUUGUCAGGGCCUAGUGAUCUACACCUUUAAUAGGACUUGGAAGGAAGAGGCAGGCAGAUUUCUGUGAAUUCCAGGUCAGUUUGGUCUUUAUAGUUAGUUCUAGGCCUGCCAGGGUUUCAUAGUGAGAUGCUGUCUCAAGACAAAAUAAAACACAAACCUUAUCAAGAGUGUCCCCCACUUUGUUGAUCUCCUGAUCUCCUUCACUGGAUGUUCUAUGUGUCAUAUACAACAUGUAUUCUGUUGUGUUUGCUAGGGAUCUGAUCUAGUUCUAGAUUAGGUUUGUCUGUUUGUACACCAUGCCAGCUUAAUUUACUUCUUGAGUGAUGGGGUGAUGGAAGCAUUCCUUAAACAUUUAGAGACUGUCAUAAAACCUUCUUGAGUGUGUUAAUCGGAAUACAUAGGAAAAUAAUAAAGGACCUGACUAUUUCUAGGGUUGAAGUCAUCUUCAGAGGCACUCGGAAGCUGUGUGCCUGCCCCUGGCUGAAGUGCAGUUUGGCCGAGAGCUUUUGUUCCACUUAUGAAUACUUCUUGCUGGAAGUCUAUCACCCAGAGGCCAGGUCUCCCAGUGGCCGGACGACAGCAGAGCGCCAUGACACGGGAGGGGCAGUUCAGGGAGGAGCUGGGCUAUGACCGGAUGCCCACACUCGAGAGGGGUCGGCAGGAUGCAGGACGGCAGGACACAGGCAGCUACACCCCUGACCCUAAGCCCAAGGACCUGCAGCUGUCGAAGAGAUUGCCCCCAUGCUUCAGCUACAAGACAUGGGUAUUCUCCAUGUUAAUGGGGAGCUGCCUUCUUGUGACCUCUGGGUUUUCGCUCUACUUGGGGAAUGUGUUUCCCUCCGAGAUGGAUUAUUUGCGCUGUGCAGCAGGCUCUUGCAUCCCCUCAGCAAUUGUGAGCUUCGCUGUUGGGAGGAGGAAUGUCAGUGCGAUUCCCAACUUUCAGAUAUUGUUUGUUUCCACGUUCGCUGUUACCACUACGUGUUUAAUCUGGUUUGGAUGUAAACUGAUCCUGAAUCCAUCAGCCAUAAACAUUAAUUUCAACCUCAUCCUGCUCCUGCUGUUGGAGCUCCUCAUGGCAGCCACGGUAAUCAUCUCGGCCCGGUCCAGUGAGGAGCCCUGCAAGAAGAAGAAGGCUUCCAUCUCGGACAGCACUAACAUUCUGGAUGAAGUGACGUUUCCAGCUCGGGUCCUGAAGUCCUACUCCGUGGUAGAAGUAAUUGCUGGUGUCUCUGCUGUCCUCGGUGGGGUAAUCGCUCUAAAUGUAGAGGAAGCUGUCUCGGGCCCACAUCUCUCGGUGACAUUCUUUUGGAUUUUAGUGGCCUGUUUUCCAAGUGCCAUUGCCAGCCAUGUGACAGCAGAAUGUCCCAGCAAGUGUCUGGUUGAGGUGUUGAUUGCCAUCAGCAGCCUUACAUCCCCACUGCUGUUCACUGCCUCUGGCUAUCUGUCCUUCAGCGUGAUGAGGAUCGUGGAGAUUUUUAAAGAUUACCCACCAGCCAUCAAAUCCUACGAUGUACUCCUGCUGCUUCUGCUGCUGCUGCUGCUGCUUCAGGGAGGGCUCAACACUGGCACUGCCAUCCAGUGUGUGAGCUUCAAAGUCAGUGCCCGCCUGCAGGCUGCAUCCUGGGAUCCCCAGUCCUGUCCCCAGGAACAGCCAGCAGGAGAGGUGGUCCGAGGUCCCCUCAAGGAGUUUGACAAAGAGAAAGCCUGGAGAGCCGUGGUGGUACAAAUGGCCCAGUGACUGCAGGAUAAAGAAACUGUGCCUGGGCGUCUGCCUGGCCCCCAGCAUGCGCCACUUACGAACUCUAACCAGCACGAGGCUACUGCUUUCUAACAUACUUUCUCCCUCUCGGGAGAGCAGCCCAGGCUGCAAGGUGGCUUUUCGCUUCCUGGAGUAGUUUAACUUUGAAAUAGGCAAGUGUUGAGUGUUGGGCCCUGUUAGGUCUCAGUUGUGUGCAUCUCAGUUGACCCCGACGGCUUGGGUGGUGCUUCUGUCCCAGCCCUCCUCACUUCCUGGCUUGACCCUCAUUCACCAGGAUCUGGUGUUUGGCCUUAGGGCACUUGCGUGCCUUCACACACUUGCCACAGUGCAGGGAUAGUCUGGCUGUGCCACUCACAGCUUGUAUACCACCUCCCCAGACCCCAGAGGACAGCUGGCUUCCCCCAGCUGACCAGAGAACCAAGGGAUUUAUAGUAAGUUGGGUCCUUUGUGAAACUGGGGAUCAUUUUAGGAAUUGCCUUGUGGGAGGGGAGCCUCUGUGCCUAGGCAGACCGUGUGCCUUUACUGAGCUGGGGUAUCAAGGGGUUCCCUUCCAGGGAGGAUAGGGGAAAGAACAGAGAUACAUUUUGUGCCUCAGAAGAGCUGCUGGGGUCAGGGAGCUAGUGAAGAUCCUCUUUGACGUCUCACUUGUAGAUGCACAUGACUCUGCUGGGAAAAGUGUAGUCAUUUUCAAACAGGGAUGCGAGGGAGGCACCUGACAGGGAGCCUGUAAGAGCAAGGCAGCUCAUCUUCAGCGUUGGGGAUUUCCGGUCCUAUCUUCAUCCCCACAGCUCCAGAGAGCUGGGCCUGCCCCAAACAAGUUCCAUGAGAGGUCAUUCUUGCCUGCCUAUGUGCAGAGCCCACUGGGCUUCGGGCCCUCUCCAGCUCUACCACAUGUUAUUGGGUGGGAAGGGAGCUGUGGUCCCACUGCGGGGUGGGGCAAGGCACCUGCGGGAGACUUGAACUUUCGGGACCAGAAUGAGACAGCAAGGAUUGCUGCUGGCUUGCACUUUUUAAUUUUAGAGUUUAAAAAAACAGACUCAUAAAAAUGGGGUCUGAAAAUCGUCCCUUAUAUACUUUUGUCUGUUAUAGAUUAAUAUGCUUGAGCAAUAAACACUAAUGUGCAAAUGUG